AUGGGUUCUAAUAAAUUGAGUUCCAAUAUACCAACAAGCUUAGGGAAUCUUAAAGAUUUAGUGGCUCUUGACUUAUCGUCAAACAACAUGGUUGGUUCUUUACCUACAGAAAUCGGAAAUCAAAAAGCUGCGAACCAGAUAGAUCUGUCAAUGAAUCAAUUCUCAAAUGGAAUUCCUAGGGAAAUUGGAGGAUUGCAAAAUCUGGUGCAUCUUUCUUUGAGACACAACAAGUUGCAAGGAUCUAUACCUGACUCAAUGAGCAACAUGGUAGGUUUGGAAUUCCUAGACAUUUCUCAUAAUAAUAUAUCAGGAACCAUUCCGAUGUCUAUGGAGAAACUUCAAUACCUCAAGUAUUUCAAUGUUUCUGAAAACAAAUUGUAUGGUGAAAUACCCUCGGGGGGUCCUUUCAAGAACCUCUCGAGUCUGUUUUUCAUCAACAAUGAAGCAUUGUGUGGUUUGUCAAGGUUUAGUGUCCCACCAUGCCCCACUUCGUCAAAGCAUAAAUCAAAUAGGAGAAAUAUGCUACUUCUUUUUCUUUUGCUAGGAAUAGCACUUGUAUUUGUUCCUAUUGCCUUUGUAUUCCUAUGGAUAAGGUAUAGAAGAGGUAAAAGAUCUCCGCAACGAGCUGAUUCGUUGUCUAUUGUAUCAACAGAAAGAAUUUCAUACUAUGAACUGCUCCAAGCAACUGAUUCACUUAGCGAGAGUACUAAUCUGAUUGGUUCUGGAAGUUUUGCCUCUGUCUACAAAGGCGUUCUCAGAAAUGGGACUGCCAUUGCAGUUAAAGUGUUCAAUCUGCAACUGGAAGCAGCAUUCAAGAGUUUUGAUAUAGAAUGUGAAGUUUUGCGUAGCCUUCGCCAUAGGAAUCUUGUGAAUGUCAUCACUAGUUGUUUCAACCUUGAUUUUAAGGCUUUAGUGCUCGAGUAUAUGCCUAAUGGAAGUCUUGAUAAAUGUGGCAUGUGCGUUGGAAUAUCUUCAUCAUGGAUGCUCCUCUCCGGUGAUUCAUUGUGA
Molecule: messenger RNA, 1008 nt
Organism: Solanum stenotomum
Lineage: Eukaryota; Viridiplantae; Streptophyta; Magnoliopsida; Solanales; Solanaceae
Product: receptor kinase-like protein Xa21
Exons: 2
Coding region: 1-1008 (335 amino acids)
Biological process (GO): protein phosphorylation
Molecular function (GO): protein binding; ATP binding; protein kinase activity
Source: RefSeq, a predicted model, not a curated record